Messenger RNA from Peromyscus eremicus (cactus mouse), 957 nucleotides. NCBI's taxonomy places the organism in Eukaryota, Metazoa, Chordata, Mammalia, Rodentia, Cricetidae. The record is from the annotation of a RefSeq genome assembly.
GUGUAUUUGUUAAAUAUUCUAACCCUACUAAUCCCUAUUCUGAUUGCUAUAGCAUUCUUAACACUAGUAGAACGUAAAAUCUUAGGCUAUAUACAAUUACGAAAAGGACCAAAUAUCGUAGGACCCUACGGCAUCUUACAACCAUUCGCAGAUGCAAUAAAACUAUUUAUCAAAGAACCCCUACGCCCCCUAGCAACAUCAACAUCCCUAUUUAUUAUUGCCCCAACACUAUCACUAACCCUAGCUUUUAGCCUAUGAAUCCCAAUACCAAUACCACACCCAUUGGUAAACCUAAAUCUAGGGAUAUUAUUCAUUCUUGCCGCAUCUAGCUUAUCAGUAUAUUCUAUCCUAUGAUCCGGAUGAGCCUCUAACUCAAAAUACUCAAUAUUUGGAGCCCUGCGAGCAGUCGCUCAAACAAUCUCCUACGAAGUUACUAUAGCAAUCAUCUUAUUAUCUGUACUUUUAAUAAACGGAUCAUUCUCCCUCCACUCAUUAAUAUUAACCCAAGAGCCACUAUGACUAAUUAUUCCAACCUGACCCUUAGGAAUAAUAUGAUAUAUUUCAACCCUAGCAGAAACAAACCGAGCUCCAUUUGACCUAACAGAAGGAGAAUCAGAACUAGUAUCAGGAUUUAAUGUAGAAUAUGCUGCAGGACCAUUUGCCCUAUUUUUCAUAGCCGAAUACACUAAUAUUAUCUUAAUAAAUGCCCUAUCAACAAUUGUAUUCCUAGGCCCAUUCAACGACCCAAACAACCCAGAAAUAUUUACAAUAAACUUUAUAAUUAAAACACUAAUACUUACUACUCUAUUUCUAUGAGUACGAGCAUCAUACCCACGAUUCCGAUACGACCAACUAAUACAUCUACUAUGAAAAAACUUCCUCCCACUAACACUAGCCCUAUGCAUAUGACAUGUCUCAAUCCCAAUCUUCAUAGCAAGCAUCCCCCCGUACACUUAG